UUUGCGAGUUUACACCGCCAUCUUACGUCCACCGUGUCAACUUGUGUGUGUUGGAUUUGGUGCAGUAAUUUCGUGUUUGAUUGUGAGUUGUGACGAGAGCAAGUUAUCAAAAUACAAACUAUUCAGUUUGGCCGAUAUUCCGCCUGCUGUGCAGUACAAAUAAUCUAUAUUAUGGGAUGAUAAUUUGCAACAAUGUCCGACGUAAAGCAAGUGAAAGUUGACAACUGGGGAAUAUAUUUCCUCCAGAGGCUAAAGCAUUUCUUUAAUCGAACGGAUUACUGUGACUUGACGCUACAAUUUCAAGACAAUGCCCAACUAAAGGUACAUCGAUUAGUACUCAAUGCUUGCACCGAGUACUUCGAACUGUUGGAGCGAACAUGCGAGAUGUACGAAGAUUGUUUGGUGAUGCCGGACGACUUGCAAGCCGAUGUCGUCGUGCCCAUCGUCAAUUUCAUGUACACGGGACAUUUAGAAUUCAAGCAAGAAUUACUCGAAAGAUUGUAUCAAACAUCUCAGAUACUAAACAUGCCUGUGUUAAGUAAACUUCUCGAGUCGCACCGCAUCCAUUUGCCUCCAAAACAACCAACUCACAGUUAUAGUGCCGCCAAAAGAUACUCUAAGCAAAGUGAGCCUAGAACUACAAAGACAUCAACAGCAGCUACUACUAACAAACGCUCCUAUAGCAAAGCUUUUGACAAUUCUGUAGUCUACAAAGAUAAAAGGUCUUAUCAAACUGUGAAUAAACCUGACACCAGUCUCAACACUUAUGGAGGACGAGCUCCAUCGCCUAUAUCAGUGGAUCCAUUUGCGUCUCGAAAAACAGCCUUAAAUGAUCCUCGUCCAACCAGAUACGAGUUACCUGAAGAACUGGACACUGACAACGUGUUUGACAAUUCAUUUUGCAAUAUAUCUUAUACUUCUCAGCCACUGAUGGUCCAUCCCGACACUGUCAAGCGCUAUAAAGCUAAGAGAAGUAAUGUAUUUGGUGAAUCAUCAGGCUCCAAAAAAAUCCCCACAAUGUCUACAGUUGAUAUUGUUGAAUGCAAGAAGAUAUCAUCUAAAGAUGACAGUUUAUUUGAUGACAGUAAUGCUGAUCAUAGUUUUAAUAAUGAAUCUGAUUUGUUUAAUGCUUCCUACUUAGAAAGUGAAAAAGAUACUAACCAGCUUUUUGACCAGAUCUUAGACUCUAGUGAUAGCAGUGGUGGUCCGAAGGUAACAAUAGAAACUAAGGACAGUAAAGCUGCCUCCAACCUAGACCAUGCAAGAAUAAUAAGUGAAGUUUUGAAGAAAUAUCCUCAUUUGGUGAAAAGCAAUAAGAACAUAAAGCUGAAGAUUCUGGAUCCUGUUCCAGGUAAGAGCAAAAAACAAUCAAAAUCAUCUGCUCCAGUUUAUGUUGAAGAAAAACCAGUCAAGUUAAAAAAGGAAGUUGAAGAUUUUACAUAUGAAACUGACAUUAUUGACUCAAAACAAGCAGCUAAACUUAUUGCUAUGGGUGCGGAGAAUACAAAAGGCCCUUGGAUAUGUUUGAUAUGUGGUACACCAGGAAAAGCCUUACAUUUCAAUUCAUAUUAUAAAUUCCGUCGUCAUUUAGUAGAAGUACACAAUGAAAAACCAGUAUCUAACAUUUGUGAAUACUGUGGCCUCAGAUCUUUGAAGAGAAAUUAUUUAUUGCAUCAUCUGUAUGCACAACAUGGAGUACAGCCUCCACCGCAGUAUCAUUUCCCUAAGUGCAACUUAUGCAGCUAUAUUGCAUUAACUGAAGGCCUUCUGGUCAAGCACAAAUUGAGUCACAAGGAUAUUAAAAACUUCCGCUGUAAUGUUUGUUCAGCCGCUUUUGCAUCAUCUAGUCAACUACUGCAACACAUACAAAACACUGGACAUAAGUAUUCAGCUGAAAAGAAACCUAACCUGCAAUGCAUCUAUUGCUUGAAAGUGUUUUUGCGAGAGACAAACCUCUAUGCACACAUUAAAACACAUCAUAAAAUUGAAGCUAAAAGUGAUGGCAUCAUUGAAGAUUCUGAUGAGGAGGAAAAACCAAGAGCAAAGCCUGUCAAAUUUGAACCUAGUACUAGCUAUGACAAUGAGUUUGAAUUAGAAAUAGACUUACAGUAUCCCUCUCCACAGCAGAGAUCUGCAGCUGAAAAACAAGUUACACCUAGGAAACAGGUUAACAUUGCCAAUCAAAAACAAAAGAUAUUAAAUGCUGGCUUUGGUACUCCAAAACCUGCACAAAAGCCUAAACCUAGCAAUAGUAUGAGUCCAUCUGUGCAUAAUGACUUCUUCCAAGAUAUCAAAAUACCUAUUAGUCCACUAUCAAACAAUAAUCAAGAAGAUGAGAUUGUUGUUAUAGAAAACAAUGAAUAUAUUAUGAGGGAUAAUCAAUUGAUUCCUAAAAACAGAAAAACAUGUAACACUGACUUUAUUUUAUCCUCCUUAGAGGCAAUCCAACCGCCUACAACAACUGUAGACUAUGGUAACAUUCAAAACACAGAUGUUGCAGAAAAUGUACCUCAGCAGUCCAGUAUGAUAAUAAAGAAAACUACAAAUCUUAAUCAACCUAUACAAAUUGUAGUGUCAAAUGAAGAUGAAUACAAAGCUUUGAUGGCUUCUAACCAUCCCAUUAUAUUUGAUAGUGGUGAAUCAAACAAAACUCUCACAGUAUUAACCGCACCCCACCACAACCAAGACGUUGAGACAAGAACAAUUGAUUUGGACACUACUCAAUCAAACGACAUGAUGAUUCUUCCUGAAGGAUAUCAUUCCUCGCUGAAUGUGUCUGAGGCCGUCACAUCUGAUAACUCAAACAUUGUGGUGGUUUACAGCCAUCCUGUUGAUGAUCAAAACAAGCAAUUCCAGAUUAUCACAACUGGGGGAGCACAGUUUGUGCAAUCUUCUGCAAUCAUAACACAAAAUUUUGAAACUGUAACUACCUCUACACCAACAAUGAAUGCACAUUGCAUUGAAACACAAGUGGAUCAAAAUUGGCAAAAUAAUAUGCAAAGCUUAGAUGGUCAGGAAAUACAGCUACAUUCACAUGCUGUUAUACAAGGCGUUGAUUCUAAUCAAGUAGUAAUCAAGCCUAUUCUUACUGAAACAGGUGAUAAUUUAGAAGAGCUUCCAGAAGUACAUUUAGGACAUGAAAUUCAAAAAGAACUACCUCCUAGUGAAACUGAUAUUGCUCUUGAUCAGUCAAAUAUAACUAUUGAACAUAUAAAUGAAACUGUUGAACAUAAUGUUGCAGAAGAACAAACUAAUGUAACAGAGUUAAAUUUGAUUGAAAAUGAAACAAGUAAUAUACCUGAUAAUGAAACUUUGGAAACAGUUCCUCGUACAAAAUCAAUGCCCGAAAUUAAUACUAAUGAUGAAAACAUUCAGGAACAAAUGGAAAUCGAGAAUGUACUCCAACAACCAGGUGAAAUAGAGAAUGUUAUGGAACAACCAAUGGAGACAGAUAAUAUAGAACAACAAAUUGAAACAGAGACAGUAGUAGAACAUCCCAUAGAAACAAGCAAUUCAGUUGAACAACCAAUGUUAACUGAGGGUGUACUUGAAGAACCAAUAAGAGCAGACAAUGAACUAGAACAACCACUAGACGCUGAUAGUAGAAUAGAACAACAAAUAAUGACUACUAAUAUGGCAGAAGAACCGGUUCAAACUGAAAAUAUGAUGGUACUCCCAAUGGAAACUGAAAAUGUUUUACAUGAACAGAUCAGCACAGAAAAUACUGUGGUACAGUCUAUAGAAUAUGAAAACAUUGAAAAACCGGUAGAAUUAGACAAUUUUAUAGAAGCGCCAGUAGAAACGGUACCCGUAGAAAAUGAAGGUGCAGCAGAACAAACCUCCAAUCAAACUGAAGUUUCCUCAAAUCAUGAACAACUUGCAGAAGCUAUGAGUGAAUACACAGUUAUUGAAAACCCUGAGAUUCCAUCUGCAUCAGAAGACCAACAAGCAGAACUUAUGGCAUCACAAGCCUAUGAUGACAUUGUAGAAAUAAAUCGUGACAUUAAUGUAGAACCCAAAGAAACAGAGCUGGUACAAUCACAAACUUAUGAUGAAAUAGCAGAAAUUACCAAUACCAAUAAUGGGGAACCAAUGAAUAUUCACAGAGGAAAAGGUAAGAUUCAAAGUUUAACAUCAGAGUGGUCAGAAGAUGAGUUUGAAGUUGCAGAAGACCAGGGCAGUAGAAUUACUGCAAUUGCAUCAAACAGUCUACCCCAACCUCAACCUAAUGAAGAUGUACCAGAAUUAGAAGAAUCAAUAGAGAACAUUCAACAAGAAGUACAGAAACAAAUACUGAUGCCCCCAGCCUCCAGCAACAAUCUGAUGCAACCUGUGCAUCUGGCUCAGCCUGAACCAGAUGUUCAGGUUGAACCAGAUUGUGAAACUGAAGAAAGUGCUGUUUCUUCCCAAGAAGAAGACUCAUCUAGCCAGGAGAUGAUUCUUCCUCCAUUGGUUGAGUCUCCUAUAUUAGAAAAUCCGCAAGCACAGCAGAAAAUAUCAUCCCUACUGAAUGAUUGGGAGGAUUCCCAAGAAGAAAUUAAUACUGCCAGUGAGAAUACUGACCUAAAAUCAACAGAAGAUCGAUCCUUACCUGAUAGUUCAGAAGUUCCAAAGAAUGACAAUAUCAAAAGCUUGGUCAGUGACUGGGAUGAUGACGAGGAAGAAAUUAAGGAAUGACAUUUCAAAUUUUAACCAGAUCUUCAAAUCUAAUUGUGUGUUGCUUAAUUCAUGAACAAUCUUAAGAUAGUUAAACACAGUUAUACACUUAAUAAAUGCCUAAAUAAAUAGUUAGCCCUUUCCAGCUAUCAUUUGAAUGUAUUUAUAUAUUUUAUAUAAAUAGUUAAUAAGUAGAACUACUAGUAGUACUAAGUAUGUAGGUAAAUAUACAUAAUUGUUUAUGUAUCAUAUAAAAAGCAAUGAGUUUAUAUAAGUGAUUUAUUAUAAUGUUUUAAUCAUAACAUUACAAUUCUUAUUAUGUUUUAUCAAAUAGAUAUACCAUGCCACAUGUUCUGUAAAAUACAAUAGCAGGUCACCCUCCCCAAAUCUGUCAAAUUUUACCAUUCUAAUAUUGACCUGAUAAGGUUGAAAAUCUAUUUAAAUUUUUUGACAGAAUAAGGUAGGGUGAUGUGCUGUUGUCUCUACUUAGAGCAUAUUAUUACAGAAUCAAAAUAUUGUUAGUUAUUUAGUGGUGUAGCUUGCAUUAUUCUAAAUAUUUAACAUGAACUGUAUACCAGAUAUAAGGCAAUAAUAUGUAUACAUCAGACUUCUGAUAAAAGGAAUACCUAUACUUUAACCUUAAAUUAUGGAAAAGAUACUGAAUACAUGCCUGUUUUUAAUAAAUGGGUCGAUGAAAUCAAAAUUCUUGU
This is a messenger RNA of Helicoverpa armigera (cotton bollworm), 5366 nucleotides long. It is a transcript of the gene Cp190, whose product is annotated as centrosome-associated zinc finger protein Cp190. The transcript is spliced from 2 exons. Gene Ontology annotation, cellular component: nucleus. Bases 193 to 4677 code for a protein of 1494 amino acids. NCBI's taxonomy places the organism in Eukaryota, Metazoa, Arthropoda, Insecta, Lepidoptera, Noctuidae. The record is from RefSeq and is a predicted model, not a curated record. Gene Ontology annotation, molecular function: protein binding; DNA-binding transcription factor activity, RNA polymerase II-specific. Gene Ontology annotation, biological process: regulation of transcription by RNA polymerase II.